UUUUCAGUAACAAUGUUCUCGAAACGUUUCUUGACGCUUUUUUCGUUAUUGUGGUUGAGUAUCGGUAUUUACGCGGACGAUAACAAUCCCGAUGCAAAACCAAGAAGUGAUUUCAAAAAAUCAUUGUCAAGGGAUUGUUCGUCAAUAUAUUCACCAACAUGUUUGAAGCUAGAUGUGGUGUCUUUGGUUGAUAAGUUAAAUGAACAAGACGAAUAUAGUUUUAUACCUGGUGUUUCAGUGAUAAGGGAAGAACAUAGUGAUCAUAGUACGACAGCAGAUAUGGUAACGGAGCUAGCACGAGAUUUUCCUAACGAUCCCGAUGCUAGGUUGGAUGCUUUUUUGAUGAAAAAAAUUACGUCGUAUCUAAGCAGUCAUUCAUUGCGGUUAAAUUUGUUAAAUAGUGACGCAAUAGAAAGUGCAAGAAAAGGGGGUGGUGGCGAAGGCGGAGGAGGUGGUGGGAAAGGAGGCGGUGGCGGCGGCGGUGGUGGAAUAGGUCUGCUUUUGGCGGCAGGUGCGAUGCUGAAAGGAACUUUCUUUGCACUAGCCCUAGGAGCAAUCGCAGCCAUUGCAGGAAAAGCCUUAAUGACUGGGUUAAUCUCGUUUUUACUUUCUGCCAUUAUUGGUCUCAAGGCUUUAACUCAUGGUCAUAAGUCUACUACCUACGAAAUAGUAUCUAAGCCCGUUUACAGUCAUUCCAGCUCACAUUCUAUUGGCCACGAGGAAUAUCAUCCUAGUUACGGUCAUUCUUCGUACGGAAGAAGUUUUGAUUUGCCAUUGCCACUGGGUUUGCAGCCAGAAUACAAACCAUCCUAAGUGAUAUCAUUAUUAUUAAAAUUUAAUUUAUAUUUAUUUAUUUCAAUAUUUAUCGAAUGUUUUGUUGAAUAAAAGAUUCAUGUUCUCAUGUGAUUAUUAUAAUCAUAGACAAUCUUCUCAUAAUCUGGACCUACAGUAUAUAUAUAAUUCGAAUAAGCAUAUUGAGUUGAAAUGAACAUUAAGUAUCUGUUAUUGUAAUAUUUAGCAAGCCUAGGUUAAUAGGUAUAUACAGAUUAGUGACUAUUGAUGUACUGAAGAAAUAGAUAGUAUUAAAUUAAUUUAAUAUCAUUUAAUUAUGUACAAUGAUGAAAAGUUGACAAAAAAACUAUUCUGGAUGACGAUUGCUGGAUAAACAAACUGAUUCUAACUGAAAUGUAAUACAAAGAGAUUUGACUACAAUUCGUUCGAUAUCAUAGGACGCAAUUAGUUUAUCGUCAAAAAAAUUUGAAUACAUUUAACUUGGAAAUCAUUGAAAUAUUUUCAUACCUUCGAGAUGUUUGUUAGGUAGUAUAACUAACAUUUGAAACUUGAACUGUUCCCAAUAAAAUCUGAAACUGAAGUUUACUAUCCUACUGAAAUAAUUUUAUAGGGGAUAGCUCAAUGAUUUUUUGUAAGAACAGCUAAAACUCCUAAACGAUGAAACGGAUUUUCACAUACUUAAUCUUAUUGGAUGAAGCAUUUAUUGCAAUGCCAUUAAUAAUGAUACGUUUGAUUCUUAUAGAAGCUGCUAGUACAUUUUUUAUAGAAAACUAAGUACUCUGGAAAAUAAUGAGCAGUGAUAUGGCUUUUUUCUGCAAUAGAACCAUCAAGUUUGUUACAACCUAAUCAGUCGCUUAUGAGUUGAGCUGUUUGCUUAAGAAAAAUUGAAUCCCUCCCCACCAAACUAUUAUUGAAAUACACUUUUUUGUAACAUUAACUUUUUCUUUCAGUGAUCAAGCGGACAUAUAUAUUAAUUGACAUAUUGACCACGGUCGAACAAACGAAGACUGCUGAUGGCGACAGCUCACUCAAUUCUUCUGCAUGGGGCGUAGGUCUGGUUAGACGCCCUGGGAAUAAAGAAAUACUUCAAGAUGAAUCAGCUGAAUGGACUUUACGACGAAUGAAAGACUAGAGUAUGGACAAAAAGAAGGUUUUGAGAGGUGAACUUCUAUAUUACCCAGCUUUUGACGGGACACGGCUACUUCCGACGGUAUCUUCACAAAAUUAGGAAAGUACAAACACCUGAGUGUAACCACCGGAGGGGCUUAAGAGAGGAAGUAGAGGAAACUGUCGGCAGCAUAAAUUCUGAUAAUAUCGUCCUAUAUAGAUUCCCCAACCAGAAGUAAUAUCACAAUAGUCCCUGGUUGGACGAAGAUGACAGAAGAUGGCGGUUUAGUGGGUAGGCUACUGGAGUCCCACUUAUCCAUCAGCUCUCUUGGUGAAA
This is a messenger RNA of Diorhabda sublineata, 2236 nucleotides long. RefSeq lists its product as uncharacterized. The coding region runs from base 13 to 813 and encodes 266 amino acids. The record is from RefSeq and is a predicted model, not a curated record. The transcript has a single exon. NCBI's taxonomy places the organism in Eukaryota, Metazoa, Arthropoda, Insecta, Coleoptera, Chrysomelidae.